UAGAAUUAAAAUCAAAUCAAAGUUGUAGUUGAUUUGUUUUGCCGCUCUAAAGAAAUGAGAAACUUAAGUUAACAUUAAUGUGGUAUAAUUUCGUAUAGAUUUCUAAAAUUGUUCUGCCAAAAUGGGAGAUGAAAUAUUGCAAGAAACUGAAUGUACCCAAACUCAAACACAGAAAUCGCAAGUAGAUUGGAGCCAGCCUAACACUCCAUCUUUUAUACCUGUAAUUUGGGGCCGGCUUUAUUCAACACGAGUGUCCUUAAAUGAAAGAAACUGUUGGAAAGACACCUGUUUAGAUAAUCCUCCAUACUACGAUUUAAUACAGCCUGAAUUUUCCCUUGGACGGUCUUUUACCUGCACGUUUGUUAUGAGGAAAGAAAUAAUUAAUGAAAGUAUAGUCAAAAGUGUUAGUAAACAACAUUUUAUCAUUAAGAGAAACUUAUCGGAGCCAUUAAGCCCAGCUAUUAUAACAGACUUGUCUUUUAAUGGUACCUUUAUCAAUGGUAAAGCUAUUGGUAAAGGUUUAAGCAGAGUCCUAGAUGACAAUGAUAGAAUAUCAGUAACUCAUCCUAAUGCUAAAAUAUUCAUUUAUAAAGACUUAUUGAAGAAUGAACAAGAUAAAGUUCCUAAGGAAAUAUCUAAAAAGUAUUAUAUAUCUAGAAUAUUAGGACAAGGGGCUUGUGGUCUGGUCAAAUUAGUGUAUGACAAAACAAAAUGCACAAAGCAUGCAAUGAAGAUAAUUAAAAAAUGCAGACUAACAAAUGGAGAAGUGAACAAUUUGACUGACCCACAGAGAAUUAUGAAUGAGGUUAAUAUCAUGAAAGCUUUAAGGCAUCCUUGCAUUGUAUCAACAGAAGAAGUUUUUGACACAAGCGAUACUGUAUAUAUUAUCUUAGAGCUCAUGCAGGGCGGAGAACUGUUUGACCGAAUCUCCAAAUAUGGGCAACUGUCGGAACAGUUAACAAAGUUCUAUUUCCGACAAAUGGUGGUUGCUGUAAAAUACUUACACUCUCAAGGCAUCACUCACAGAGACCUUAAACCUGAGAAUGUGCUAUUAGAGAGUAAAGAUGAAGAAACAUUGGUAAAAAUAACAGACUUUGGACUCAGCAAAUAUGUAGGCGAAGAUAGCUUUAUGAAAACUAUGUGUGGAACACCUUUGUAUUUGGCACCAGAAGUGUUGCGAGCAAACGGACAGAAUUGUUAUGGACCUGAUGUUGAUGUAUGGAGCUUGGGAGUUAUAUUUUUUGUUUGUCUUGUUGGUUACUUGCCAUUCUCUACUGAUUACAAAGAGUUAUCAUUGAUGGAUCAGAUUUUACGAGGCCAGUACAGAUAUUCAAACAAACAUUGGAGCAAGAUAAGUUUGCCGGCCAAACUGCUCAUGAAGAGAAUGCUGACAGUAAAUGUCAAAAAUAGAAUCACCCUCGACCAAAUACUUAACCACACCUGGAUGCAGGAUUCAAUUACUCUAAUGAAAAUAGAAAGGCUCUUAAUGCAAGCUGCUCAAGUGAGAGACUUCGAUCAAUUAACAUUAUCAUCACAGAAUUCUGAUGAAGAAAAUAACAAUUCUGACAAAGUGACAGUUCUUAAGGUAGCUGUUGCCGGAAAGAGAGGAUUGAGUGACAAUUGUACACCGUGUGAACCUAUUGCAAAGAGACUAAGAAUUGAUGCAUGUGCUAUGACUAGGAUUCAAAAAGAUGAUAUAAGCACAACCAACAGUUGUUCUUCAACAGAUUAAAAAUGACACAGUAUUAACGAUUGCAGAUUAUUGUUUAAGUGCUAUUUGUAGAUUAAGUGAUUUUAUAAAUUACUUUUAUCCCACCGUUCUCAGUUUGUGACUAAUGUGAAAUAAGUGUGUGUUAGUGAAUGUGCUCAUGAUAAAUUGGUACGGAGAGAUGAAGAAGCAGAACUGUGAGUGCCAAUUUUAUUAUUUUUUUGUCAUUUGAUAAUUGUAAAUGUUACCACCGACAAUAAUUUUUAUUACUAAAUGUUAUGUUUAAUUAUUUAAUUUUUAAUAAAUUUGAAUGACUUAAUGUAAGAAACUUGU
Papilio machaon (common yellow swallowtail) is the source of this 2041-nucleotide messenger RNA. It is a transcript of the gene Chk2, whose product is annotated as ovarian-specific serine/threonine-protein kinase Lok. NCBI's taxonomy places the organism in Eukaryota, Metazoa, Arthropoda, Insecta, Lepidoptera, Papilionidae. Bases 122 to 1732 code for a protein of 536 amino acids. Gene Ontology annotation, cellular component: cytoplasm; nucleus. The record is from RefSeq and is a predicted model, not a curated record. Gene Ontology annotation, biological process: mitotic DNA damage checkpoint signaling; protein phosphorylation. Gene Ontology annotation, molecular function: ATP binding; protein binding; protein serine/threonine kinase activity. The transcript is spliced from 8 exons.